Hydra vulgaris (swiftwater hydra) is the source of this 906-nucleotide messenger RNA. The record is from RefSeq and is a predicted model, not a curated record. NCBI's taxonomy places the organism in Eukaryota, Metazoa, Cnidaria, Hydrozoa, Anthoathecata, Hydridae.
AUGACUAUGUUUUAUCUUAUGAAAUUAGUCAUGAAUAUUGAAAUUAAACAAGGAGAUGAGUUUGAUAACUUUGCUGAGUUUGAAAACAAAUUGGCUUCUUGGUCGGCAUUUACAAACAUUUUGUGGACUAAAUGUAACAGCAAAACUGUUACAUUGGCUAAUAAGGGUUUGAGUCAGAAUUCAAAACAUUUUGAUGAGAAGUUUAAAUUUAGAAAUGUAACAUAUUUAUGCAAGCAUGGAGGAGUUAAGAGAACAAAAGGGAAAGGAAUUCGCCCAAAUCAAAGCUCUUUCAAAAUUGGAUGUAGUGCCAAACUUUAUAUUAGUAUUAAUAAAGAUAAAACAAAACUAGUAGUACAGCAACUUCAGGCUAACCAUAACCAUGAAGUCAGCAGAACUGCUUUUAUGCAUUACCCUGAACAACGCCGGUUAAGUGAAAUAGUUAAAGAUGAUAUUGGCACAAUGUUUAAACUUGGUGUUAAAGUCUGUUUUUUAAAAGAAUAUUUAAAAAAUAAAGAAAGAAAAAUAGUAACAUCGAAAGAUUUAUUCAACAUAAAUAAAAAAAUUGAACUAGAACGCAAUUGUGAAAAAUCAAAUGAGGCUUUAUUGAUCGAUGAACUAAUGUCCUUCUGUGAAAAAGAUCCUGAUGCAGUUAUAUCUGUUCAAGUUGAUUCAGACGGUGUUCUGCAGUUUCUUUUACUAAUAAGUGGAGAUAUGCAGCAGGUGUUUGAUAUGUUUCCUGAAGUGCUAAUGAUUGACUGCACAUAUUGCACAAACAAAUUAAGAAUGCCUUUAUUCACUCUGUUAGUUGAGGAUGGAAAUGGAACAGGUCAGGCUGUUGGUUAUGCUUUCAUUGCACAAGAAACUAAAAACACUCUGCAUGAUGUGUUUACAGAAAUUGAACUUUAA